This is a messenger RNA of Staurois parvus, 376 nucleotides long. Lineage: Eukaryota; Metazoa; Chordata; Amphibia; Anura; Ranidae. The record is from the annotation of a GenBank genome assembly.
UCAGCGACUUUUAGUGGGACUGCAGCGGACAUUCUGAAACUGCGGGGGAACUAGCUUGGUGUCACUGACACCCCAGUGACACCAAUACAGUGAUCAGUGCUAAAGCAAAAGCACUGACACUGUACUAAUGGCACUGAGCAGGAAGGGGUUAAUGUGAGGGGCGAUCAAAGGGUUAACUAUGGGGCGGGGGGGGUGUUUCUUCACUGUAAGCACACUGAUCGGGAUGCCUGUACUGAGCACAGCAAUCCUGAGCAGUGUGCUCGAGCUGACAGGGAGGAAGAUUGUUUGUAAACAAAACAAUCUUCCUCCCCGUCGGAGAUGCUCGGUAAUCACUGGGUGCUGGUGGGUAAUUACCAGCCGGGACCCAGUAAUUGAC